GUGAUGGUGAGGACAUAGUGCAGAGUGAACGGGUUACUGUGGUUUGACGCAGGAAUGGUUAAUGGGAGAGCAGGUGGAGAGACAUGCAGACGGAUGAGCAGCGGAGGAGUCUCACACUCAGCUGCCGGAGCCGGAGGAGCAAACAAAGAUCGUCGACUAUUUGUCUGCAGCGGGAGAGACGGGUGUGAUUCCAGCACACAGGCAGCGACACAACACACACACACACACACAUAUAUACACACACACACACACACACACACACACGGCUCUGUAUAUAAAACCCCAACGCGCCUGUUCGAGCGGACAGGGAUGCUGUCUCCGCCCGCCUGGGUCGUGGAACGGGACGCCGGUGAAUAAUACCCGCGGUCGGUCGGCGCAUCGCUGGUAUAAAUGACUUGAGAAACUCUCGUCGAAGUGAGCGGACGGAGAAACGCGGCUUUUUCUAAUGGGAGAUGAAUGUGACCGGGAAACAGAAAGCUGAGCUGACCGAGCGACCCGCCAGCCUCCCGCUGCCAACUUCGACAAAAUCUGGAAUUGCUUUGCUGUACAAUGAGGAGACCAACAAUACCUAUGAUGUCUGCCUGAAACUGACCAAAGAGGUAUUAACCAUACAGAAGCUGGAUGUGGUUUGCACAAGUGGAAGUGAAUCCCAAUUAAACCACAGAACUGUUGUACUGCGAAGACAAGCGACCGGCGGUCUGGGUUUAAGCAUCAAAGGAGGUGCAGAGCACAACGUUCCCGUGGUCAUUUCAAAGAUUUUCAAAGAUCAAGUUGCCGAUCAGUCGGGGAAGCUAUUCGUCGGGGAUGCUGUGUUGCAGGUCAAUGGCAUAAAUGUAGAACACUGUACCCAUGAGGAAGUUGUUCACCUCCUGCGUACUGCAGGAGAUGAGGUCACCAUCACUGUUCGCUAUCUGCGAGAAAUGCCAUCAUUUCUAAAGCUGCCUCUCGGUUCUCCUGGGCCGUCCACGGAUCACAGCAGAGUAUCUUCUCCCCUCUUUGACAGCGGUUUACAUUUAAAUGGAAACGGAAACAACACAGCUCCAUCACCUCCUUCGCCCUCUGCUAAUGAACCAAAGUAUGAGAAGCGCUGGUUGGAUGCCGUCUCCCUGCCCUUGUUGAUGGCCAGAGUCUCCAGGUACAAAGCUGGCACAGAUAAAUUAAGGUCCAACUGUUUUGAAGUCUUCGCCUUGGACGGAGCCAGCACCAAUAUUCUUCAAUUUUGCACUGCAGCAGAAAGUACCGACUGGCUCCAAGCAAUAUCCUCAAAUAUCAAUGACUUGACACAAGAAAAUAUAAAGAUCAUCAAUAAAUACUGUGCUUCAGAUGAUCAGAGUGGUGGAAGUGUGUGCAUGUCAUCCUCUCCAUCUUUCCAGAUUGUUCACAUGGGCUGGGCGUGUGAAAGCCCAGAGGGCAGCACUGCUGGUCCAACUGCAGCGUUCAAGUUCCUGGCUCUGAGAGGACCUUAUUUUUAUAUCUUCACAAGUCCCCCGAUCAGUGCCGCUGACUGGGGACAAGCUGAAACAACGUAUAACCUCUAUGAGGUUCUUUUCAAGGUUCACAAGCUGUGGUUGGCGGAGGACUGCUGGCUCCAGGCGAGGCUCUACUUGGGGCUGGAGCAUUCACCUGAGCAGCAGGAAAACGAGUGUCUGAGCUUCAGCAUUCUGGUCGGCCACGGCCAGAGCCACACCUUCAGGGUCGAGCUGGCCACCGACCUGGCUAUCUGGGAGAAGUCCUUCCAAAGAGCUGUCUUCUUGGAAGUGCAGCGAAUACGAUCCAAAAGCUACACGUGCAGCAGCCAGGGGAAUGUGCUGUGCUUCACCAUAGACUUUGGAUCGGGCUUCACCUGCUCAGAAGGCUCUUCAAAGAGCGUGAUGUGGCGAUAUAAAUUCUCUCAACUUAAAGGCUCCUCUGAUGAUGGGAAAACCAGGGUAAAACUCCUUUUCAAGAAUGCUGAGAGCAAGCAGAUAGAAAUGAAGGAACUGGAGUUUGCUAAUCUGACAGCUGUCCUUCACUGCAUACAUUCUUUUAUCGCUGCCAAAGUUGCCUCCAUGGACCCUCUCUUUAUGUGCAGUCAAAGCUUCCCCGGAAAUUACAUGAACAGUUAAGAACUCAUCGUCAUGUGCACCCGAGGCAGUAUUUUAUGCACAGAGCCAGCUGAUAUGUAUAUCUUGUUCUUGCUAUUUUUGUAUGAACUCCUGAUAAACAAAUGUUUGUAAAAGAUAGUAGAAUAGAUAAUGUAUGAAAAAUGGUUGGAGGAAGAUGUUGUUUAAUUUUUUUCAUUAUUAAUUGAAUUUCUGCGCAAAAAAGUUGUUCCUUUCAAUACAUAUGAACACCGAUUCUGAUUGCAGGGGUCUAAUCUGGCACCAGUGACCAAACGGUGUGAAACUGCCAAACAAUUGACAGCAUGACACAGAUUUCCAGAUACAUCAACUGUUACUGUGAUUAGCAGAAAAUCGAUGAAAAGUUUUUCCUCUUGUGAGAAAUUACUUUUUCUCUGACUACAUGAAUCUGAUGCUGGUUAACUAUGACAAAAAAGUUCACAUCUGCCUCAGACUCUUUCCUUUCAAUUCACUACAGAGCUGUAAUGAAACACGUUUCUUUGUUCCCAGCUCCUCUGCUUCACUUACUUUUCUUUUGUCUGUGAAGAGGGAGAGAAAAUAACACAAACACUUCACAAUAUAAUGCAGUACAAUUAUCCUCCAAAUAACUGAUCACUCAGACGAAACACACAAAUCUUCACAGAGUGUACUGUUGGACUACUUAUUGUUUUAUGGAACUGUGAAAUGGUCAAUACAUGUUUAUGAGCAUCACAAAAUGUAUUGUCCAACAAUAUUUCUCUUGUCUAGUCUAAAGAAGCACUAACAAUUAUUUAAUCUGGAUUUAUUUGUUAUGGCAGCAAACAGGAAGUAAUCUUGCUUAGCCAGCAGAAGUUCAUGGUAUGCAUGAUCUCGCACAAGCUGGUUAAAGCUAGGGUGGUAAUCCUGCAAAAGUUAGCAAGAGCAGACCACACUGUGAAAAAAUGCAACAGAUACAUCCCAACCCCUCCCAUCAGCCCUCUCGUCAAAGCUACGCCCCCAAAACACAUGAACGCACACUGCAUGACAACCGCUAGAAGACAAAUUUUCUGUGACUUGCUUGCAAAUUUCCGGCUAUCAUCUCUGCUUCAGCGGUGUGUGUCUCGCUGACCAAAGACUUCGGCCAUAUGCAGUGAGAGAUCGGGCAGGGCGCGUACCAGCAGUUAGUGAGCCAGUACGACAGCCAAUCAUUUCAUUCAGUCUCUCUUGCGAGGGCCGCAGUCACCAGCUUUUUUUACUUUUGUUUUUAGACUUUAUUUAUUGAUGGCGAUUAGUCUUUUAAGCUAUUUAGUAUUCAACAAAUAAGGUAUAAAGUGUGUAAGAAACAACUUACCAACCCUACCUUUAACACAGUGUGUGCUGCCAGUACACCGUGAAAAACCAGAUCCCCAGCUGGUGAGUAAUGACAGUAGAUUGUUGGCCAAACUAGAAGACACAGGAGGCAGCACUUCACAUGAAGUCUUUCCCUCACUUCACCAAAAAGAAUGGACUCCUUUUGUGGUUUCAUCUUUGUUUAUUUUAUUAUCAACCAGUCAAGCAGGCACAGCCCUACCGUGUGUCAAAUGUUAACAAAUAAGCCUGGAGGACAUCCACCAUGUAAGAGCGAGUCCAAAAAGACCUAAACAUGCUGAAUGGGUUACAUUACUCACACCAUUUACUGCCAAGGAAUAUAGUUUGGGUUUGUUCUGGUGUGUUGAUGAGACCGGUAUGGUAACCACAUGGUAGUUUUAUUCUCUUCACUAACCCUGGUAUUUUAUUGAUUGAGUGUUACACUUCAAAUAAAACCAACAGGACAAUGGUUGUCUGUUUUAAUUAGGUCAUUAAUUUAAUUAGGUACCUGCCCGAUCCAGUAGCACUGGGCAUGGCUGGCGCUGGGAACCGUCGCCCUCUUUUUUCAAUUUUGACUUUUAUGCUAGUGACAAUGUCAGUCACAGAGGAAACAGGGUUAUUUAGAGAAUCUGUGAUCACAGCUCAUCAGUGAGCUGAAUCUGACAUGAUUAUACCUUUGGCGUGUCUUUGUUUAAUGAAUACAAAAUAAACCCUCAUAUGUUGAAAA
Hippoglossus stenolepis (Pacific halibut) is the source of this 4131-nucleotide messenger RNA. It is a transcript of the gene sntg2, whose product is annotated as syntrophin, gamma 2. Gene Ontology annotation, cellular component: intracellular anatomical structure; dystrophin-associated glycoprotein complex. The record is from RefSeq and is a predicted model, not a curated record. The transcript has 17 exons. Bases 453 to 2105 code for a protein of 550 amino acids. Lineage: Eukaryota; Metazoa; Chordata; Actinopteri; Pleuronectiformes; Pleuronectidae. Gene Ontology annotation, molecular function: structural molecule activity; protein binding.